AUGGUUUCGACGGACAACUGUGCCCGAUUGACUCCUCUUUUGGCAAGAGAUGCAUAUUCCAUAGCAAAGCCAGUCAGGCUGUCGCAAAGGAAUGGAUGUGCCGGCACGUCUUUGCCCAGAAAGGUCAUUUAUUUGAAAGAUGUGCAGAAUCUCCGGGUUUGCUUGGCUGGAUGUGCGACGUGUGCUUCGAUGUCAAGGAUACCACGUCAAUCCUCAGGACAAGAUUCAAAGACUUUGCUCAUCAAGCGCCUAAGUUCUCAAUAUGGCUGCUCUGAAGUGGAGGUUGAGCGAAGCCUUUCGGUCUUUCAGCUUGCAGACCGCUCGGGUGACGGCACGAUCCAGCGAGAGGAAUUCACACAAUUGGUGGAGAGAACGCUGCAGGCCGAGCUCACGCCAGAGGAGCUUGAUCGUUAUUGGCAGGACAUUUGCCCAGAAAAUGGUCCUCAACGAAUUGGUUUCGAAGAGUGGUUUGGCUGGGUCCGCCGGAACUAUCUGCCCUUUCAGGAACUGACAGUCGAAGCACCUGUGCCAGAAAGCUACGAAUUAGUCACAAGUGCUGUUGGUGUGGCGCUCGCCCUGUUUCUGCUUGGCCAGCUUGAUGCUUUUGCCUCAUCGAUUCCUGGAAUUGGUGGUGCAUCAUUCACCUUCUGGGCUCCACCACUAGGGUCGGUGGUGGUUCUCCUAUUUGGUCCUGGCUUGCAGGGCCGCCGUGGAGCCCUAGGAGAUACGGAGGCUAUACGCACGGUCAUUGUUGCGUGCUUCGGGUGUGCCCUUUGUGCGAUGAUUGCCAUUUAUUUUUUGGGAGGUGAGAACCCCCCUUUGACACGGGCAGCGGCUGCAAGCGCUUCUUUACUUUGGAUGCGGUCCACUCGUAGCUUGUUUGCGCCAGCAGGAGCGUUCGCCACACUGGCCGUUGACGAAUCCUUGCCACGGCUGCCGGCAGUACGGGAUUGGCAAUGGGUUGCAGAAGGGGUGCAGCUGAUUUUAAUUCCAGCAAUUUGUGGGUCCCUUUUCCUUUUUGCUUCUCAAUCUGCUGCUGUGUGGUUGCGGACAACAUUUGCUUGGCAAGAGCCGCUCUCUUUACAAGAUACAUGGCUAGUUGGAGAACUUCGCAACGCCUUUCCAUCGCUGCCCAAACGCGAAUUGUCCAAGCUGCUAAAGCAGGCUGAUGAAGUUUUUUACGAGCCAAGAUCGAUUCUGACUGAGCAGGGAUCCUCGAACAAGUAUUUGUGGUUGGUGAUUUCAGGAAAGCUUCUCGUGGAGGUGAGUGGACAAGUUGCUUCAACACUGGAGCGAAAGGCCAUUGUGGGCGAAGUGACAUUCUUGGAUCCUCGAGACAAGCUUGCCACAGCUACAGUUUAUGCCGCAGCGCCCAACGGAGCCAGGACUUUACGUUGGCGGCAAGAGAAACUACGAGCUUUUUGUGAAUAUGAGAACAGCUUGGGGGAGAAAUUGAUGGCGGCAAUCUCUGAAGAGUUGAUUGAGAAAAUGGUGCGCGGCCGUGGUGCUGGUCGUAGGUCCCCUGAAGAGUCAUUGAAACUGUUGAUUCAGCUCCGCAGAGCCUUCCCGCAGCUGGGCACGGCAGAGGUCCCGCGCUUCCUCAAAGUGGCUGAAAAUAUUUGUUACCCACAAGGAAGUUUGCUCACUACUCAGGGAGAGAAGAACGAGUUUCUUUGGUUGCUUUUGUCCGGAUCUCUGUCUGUCAUCGUCGACUCCCAAAUGGUUGCUCAAUUGUCAGAGGGCGCCCUGAUUGGCGAGGCCACAUUCUUAGGCUUUGCUGAGGAAGGUAGAGCCACUGCCACUGUACGUUCAGAUGAUUCAGAGGGCGUCCAGACACUCCGCUGGUCUCAGGAAAGCCUGAGAGAACUUCUCAACGAAGACAUCGCCCUGCGUGAGAAGUUGGUGCCAGCGAUGUCUGAGGAGCUGUUACGUCGUUUGAGUGGAAAAAUGACAGAAGCGCAGAGAUGGAAAGGCAAGUCUGACUGCUUGACACAUGAUUGGUGCAUGGAGAAAUCAAGUGGCAGCGCGUAG
Messenger RNA from Durusdinium trenchii, 2031 nucleotides. The record is from the annotation of a GenBank genome assembly. Lineage: Eukaryota; Dinophyceae; Suessiales; Symbiodiniaceae.